Molecule: messenger RNA, 4031 nt
Organism: Lutzomyia longipalpis
Lineage: Eukaryota; Metazoa; Arthropoda; Insecta; Diptera; Psychodidae
Gene: MTA1-like
Product: metastasis-associated protein MTA3
Exons: 11
Coding region: 183-2681 (832 amino acids)
Biological process (GO): negative regulation of transcription by RNA polymerase II
Cellular component (GO): nucleoplasm; NuRD complex
Molecular function (GO): histone deacetylase binding; transcription coactivator activity; chromatin binding
Source: RefSeq, a predicted model, not a curated record
GAAACGUCAUGUGAAAGAAGAAGAAGAAAUCGGAAAAAGAAAAUGGCUCCCGUGCUUGUGUGUGAAUAAAAACAAUUUUAACGCGGUUUUUGUGAUCAAACAAGUAGAAUUGUGUGUUAAAUGAGGAGCAAGUACUGUGGAUUAAGUGGUGAUCAAGUGUUUUGAUUGAUUUCAGCGCAAAUAUGACCGCAAACAUGUAUCGGGUCGGAGAUUAUGUCUAUUUUGAGACAUCAUCUUCAGCUCCGUAUCAAAUUCGUCGGAUUGAGGAGCUAAAUAAAACACCCUCAGGCAAUGUUGAGGCUAAAGUAAUGUGCUUCUAUCGACGAAGAGACUUACCAACCCCAUUAGUUCAACUUGCUGACAAACAUCAGAUGGCAACUGCUGAUGAUUCUCCUGUAGCCAUGAAACUCAAAAAGAUGUGGCUCAAAACACCAGUUGGUGAGGAGCAGGCAGCUCAGGCCGUAUUAGAUCCGGCUAUAGCUGCUCUGGAGGAGGACAGGAGUACAGGUGGAAACAACAUGGGUGGCGAAAAAGGUGAAAAUUUCACACAAAAGCAACGGCACCAAAUGAAGCAUCGAGAAUUAUUUUUAUCGCGUCAAGUUGAAACACUUCCUGCCACACAUAUUAGAGGAAAAUGUUCAGUAACAUUGCUGAAUGAGACCGAAUCACUGCUAAGUUAUCUAAACAAAGACGAUACGUUCUUCUACUGUUUGGUAUUUGAUCCCACGCAAAAGACAUUGCUGGCGGAUAAAGGUGAAAUUCGCGUUGGGAGUCGGUAUCAAACGGAAGUGACGGCAUUACUGAAGGAGGGUGAAUCCGACAAUAGGACCCUCGAGGAGUUGGAAACACUCACAUGGACACCGAAUCAUGCUCUUACGGAUAGGAAAAUAGAUCAAUUUCUCGUUGUAUCCAGAUCCGUUGGAACAUUUGCUCGUGCUCUUGACUGCAGUAGCUCCGUUAAACAACCGUCCCUUCAUAUGUCGGCAGCAGCAGCUAGUCGUGAUGUUACAUUGUUCCAUGCCAUGGACACACUGCACAAACACAAUUACUCAAUUGAAUCGGCCAUGUGUUCGUUGGUACCAUCAAGUGGACCAGUUCUGUGUCGUGACGAAAUGGAGGAAUGGAGUGCAUCUGAGGCGAAUUUAUUUGAGGAAGCCCUCGAGAAAUAUGGGAAAGACUUCAAUGACAUUCGACAAGAUUUUCUCCCGUGGAAGACAUUGAAGAAUAUUGUUGAAUAUUACUACAUGUGGAAGACGACGGAUCGCUAUGUGCAGCAAAAGCGCGUAAAAGCGGUGGAAGCUGAGUCGAAAUUGAAGCAAGUGUACAUUCCCAACUACACAAAACCCAAUCCAGCGGUGAUUAAUAAUACAAAGGGUGUUCUCAAUGGAAGCUCCAACGGAAGCAGUGGCAACGAUGUACUAGCCUUGACCAGUGGUGCUACGAAUAAUGCCAGUAUUGGGGGUGGCAAAGCGUGCGAGUCCUGCCAAUGCAUAUCAUCGCAGCAGUGGUUCUCAUGGGGUCCAGCGCACCUCAAUUGCCGCCUUUGCUUCAAUUGCUGGUCAUACUGGAAGAAAUAUGGCGGCCUUAAAGUUGCGUCUCGCAUAGCUGAUAGUGAUAUUGAUGCGCUAAAGAAGCGCUCAAAUAAUGACAUUGACGAUGAGAGGUUGAAUGAUUUAACAAAUAGACCACCCCAUCGGUGCUCCAUUGUCAAUUGUGGGAAGGAGUUCAAAUUGAAAGCCCAUCUUGCCAGACACUAUGCCCAGGCGCAUGGUAUCGCUAUACGUUCGGGCUCACCGCGGCCAAUUAUGAAGACACGAACGGCAUUCUUUCUCUAUACAACAGCAGCAACGCGUCUCUCUCGCAAAAUCUGCAGACAUCUCAUACGGCCACGAAGAGCGGCGCGACAACCCUCCUUCGCCAUCAAUUUCCAGGCGGUAAAGCAAGAAUUCUCAAUGGCAAUUGCCGGUAAGACACUUCCGGAGAUAAAGGCAAUGCUUGUGUAUAAGAAAAAGGAUCGAGGCAGUGUGACGCACAUUGCAAAUCGUUUGGGGAAUCCCGGAUCAACGGUGGGAGAGUGGUUGAUUCUAACACCGAAAGAGAAUAUGCCAAAACCCGAGGUGGUUGCAUUCCCAAAGCCACCAAAGGCACCAGAUGGUAGUUUACUCUACGAGAGGAUACCCAAUAAACCCGAGGCUGAGAAAAUACCAUUGAAUGCACCAUCACCAUCACUCAAAAGACGCGCCUACGAUGAAGUUAAUGGCAUUGAUACGCCAGCUCCUGUUGUUGGACCACCUACAAAGAGGCCUAAUAAGGAUCCAGCUCCAUCCCAUCGACCCACACAGGAGCAGUAUGCUGCAAUGAUGGCAGCAGCAGCGGCCGCAGGUCAACCCCUUCCUCGACAUCAUUUGAAUGGGAAGCCAAAAAUUGCUCAAAUGACGCGAACGGGUUCGGGGAGGAAGCAGGUGAUUAGUUGGAUGGAUGCACCUGAUGAUGUUUACUUUAGGGCAACAGAUGCCAGCAAGAGAGCGAGGCGAGGACUGAGCUUGUCUGAGUUGAGGCGAGCCGCUAGGAAACCAUGGAGGAGUCUCCAGGUGAAAACAACGAUAAAUAUGAAUCCCCCAAUUCCACCAAUUGCCACCACACAGCCCGGCAGUGAUCUUCAGGUUGUGAUACUUGACUGACCAGAACCCCAGCCGCAUCCGUACACAAUGGAAGCCCUGCUCAAUUAAACACACAACACACACACAAUACACACUGAGCACACACACACAUAGAAACACUUUUAAGAAAAUAAUAAAAAAAAUCUAGAUUCAUUUGAGGGGUUUAUAAAAUACACUAAAAGAAAUUUUUUUAGGUAAGUCAUUCGUUUUAUCACAAUUUUUACAUAAAAUAUAUUAUAUAUAUAAAGAAAAAUGAAGAAGAAGUGAAAAUGAAAGUGAAAAAGAACUAGCAAUUGUGUGAAAUGGGAAAAAAGAAUCAUUUGGGCAUUUCAAAUGAGAUGAAUGAUGUGGUGAGACAGGGAGGUCCACGAGUUUGUUUUAUAUUUUAAAUUUAAAAAAAAAGAAAGAAAAAAUAACGAGAAAGAAUCAUUAUCACGUGAAACUGUGUGAGGAUUGAUUUAUCUUUCACAGCUCUAAAAGAAAAUCUUUCUCAAUCUGUACACAUUUUUUUUUAAUUUAAAAAAAAAGAAAGAGAUUGCAAAAGAAAAAAAAUAACUUAGAGAAGAGAAUGAAAAAUCUUGUGUGGUGAUGCAUAUAAUGAGAGAUAUUAGUUUUUCUAUAACAUUAUGAAUGUUGAUGUGUCAAGAAUGAGAAAAAUAUAUAUAUAUAUAUAUUAUAAAUAUUAGAUAUGAAUGUGUUUUACAAGCAAAAAUAAAAUAUAAGAUUAAACAAGAUGAAAAAAAAGAUAAAAAAGCAAGAAAAAAUUAACCACCAAGAAACUUAAUUAAAAAAAUUAAAAUAAUGAUAGAUGAAGGAAGAGAAAAAGAAAACCAAUUAAUAUUUCGAUAAUAGAGAUUAACUAUUAAAAGAUUAAAUUAAAUUUAAUUAUAAUGUAAUGAGGAUGAGAAAGAGACAGAAAAAAAUUCCUAAUCUAAAUUUUGAUUAUUGUGUACACUUAUACGUAUAUAAUAAUACCUACCUAACUAUAAACUGAGAACCAAACUUAUUGGGAUAAAUUUUACAUACACACACACCUAACAAGAAUUUAGAAAGCAUGUGGAAGGUCAUGUUUAAAGAAAAAAAGAAAUGCAAGAAACAAUUUUUUGAUCACAAUUUCCCACACCUAAAUAUUUUCUAAACACGCCAAGAUGGAGGUACAAGUUUUAUUUAUUUUCAUUUUAAAAGAUUUUUUUUAGUAAACUGCGAAAAAAAUAUCUCAAAUUUAGAAAAAAUCUAAGGAAAUUUUUAUUAUUAUUUUUUAAAAUUAUAAAUAAAGUUUUAAAACAAAAUUCGUGUGAUUGCGAACAAAGGGGAUAAAAUAAAAUGGAAUGCAUGUCAUUCAAAUUUAAAUGUGACCCAUAAAAAAAAGAA